This is a messenger RNA of Rhizophagus irregularis DAOM 181602=DAOM 197198, 318 nucleotides long. Lineage: Eukaryota; Fungi; Glomeromycota; Glomeromycetes; Glomerales; Glomeraceae. The record is from RefSeq and is a predicted model, not a curated record.
AUGCGAGAACUUAGUAGUUUAAAUGAAUGGUCAAAAUUAUGGGAUGCUAGUUAUUCUAUUAUGCGUUGGAAAGAAUCAGAAACAGUUAAAAAUGCAAGUAAAGAAGAGCUUCAAAUUAUGGAUAAUGUAAAAUUCAGUAUUACAGUUAUAUUAAUGCUUUUGGAUCCAACAUAUGAUCAACCUAAAGUCUCAUCAUCAAAAGUUCAAGAAUGUAUGGGCAAAUGGGAUUCUGAUGUAGUCAUACAGAGAUGGCUUAAAUGUAAAAGUCCAUUGGAAGAUGAUAAUAUAAUGGAUAAUGAUAUGAUAAGCAGAAAUUAA